AUGGUCCAGGCACUUCAGGCAAAGGCCAUUUUCGAUUGCCAUGGCGACGAGGAAUCUGAGCUGACCUUUCUCGAAGGCGACAUUCUGACCGAUGGAACACUUGGCACUGACACCUGCUACAAUCAGACGCCUGUCCAACAACAACUCCCACCACAGCUCCCCUCUAGGACUCCUCCAGCAACCAAGGCCAUCGGCGUCACUCCAGUAGUCGAGGCAUCCAAACGUCAACUCCCAGCUAGGCAAACUCAACCAUCAGGAACUAAACCAGUGCCGCCAAUUGAUGCUCUAGCAAACACGACAAACAGGGUUGGACCUGUUGCUGGAGCCACAAAAGUCGGCCUUCCGGGACUUGGAUCGCGAUCCAUGUACGGAGCUCCUAGGGACAGUGGAGCUUCAUCUCCGGAUACCCAGGGUUCCGAUUUCGGUAGAGCCAUGUCAGGACCGCCAGCACUUCCCAAGAGAAGCAACACUAUGCACGAAGCAAGCCUGACUCAGGAAAAGGCUGCGACUUCUGGAGCGGGAUUGUCGGCACGGGAUCGCAUGGCUGCUCUGUCAAUGUCAAGCCAAGCAGCACGUAGCCCCCCCUCGGCGGCACCCAGGCCGGCACUCCCACCCAGAACUUCGACGGCGAGCUCUGUCGAUUCAGGAUUGUCGCCAGCCACGUCAAAAACAGACACGGAUCGUAAGCACACCUAUCAGGUUCCGGAUGCGGCGGUACCUGUUCCCAAGCUGACGACGUUUUCCAGACCUCGAUCUGCAAGGACAUCAAAAGCCUUCAGUCCGGUAGACGAGAAGAACGUUGGUCCUACGACCCCUGCUGGUGCAAAGCCAAUUGCGUCUGAGCGUCAGGCCAUGUCGACCCCUCCAAAACUUCCUACCAGGAAUACAGGACCAUCGACACCUGGUAGCGCAGGAUCCAAUGGUGUAGCUGGUCCAGUGCGAUUCAGCCCAGUGGCUGCUAGGGCUAGUGCGUCUGAUCUCCCUACACUCCCAGCCAUCAACAGGAAUAGCCAACCAUUGCCAUUACCUUCCAGAUCAGCAUUAAUUUCAACAGUUGGCGCCUCACCAGUAGCAAAGAGCAAUCUCGGUGGUCUCUCAAGAUCUGCUACGACAGGCGCAGCAGGAGCGGCUCAACCUGCCCACCAGGACGUUGAAAACCAAAGCGGACCUCUGGGCUCGGCAUUCGGCGUCAAGUUGAACUCAGUUGGAUCCAGGGCGACAACAGCAACGGCAGGAUCCUAUUUCCCAGCAAGCCAAUCUGCACCAACUAUUGCAGCCAGACCUGCUGCACUUGCUCAGGAUGAUUUCCGGCCACCACCUCUGCCUGCACGAUCCAACACUAUCCCAACUUCACCCUCAGCCUUUGCACCCGCAGCAACAUUGCAAAAUUCACCAUUGUCAAAACUUCAUCGGGAUGCCGGUCAGCGUCCUUUCUCUACUCCCAUAGACGACGCCUCAGCGCGCCAGGAUGACAUCUCGGCGCAGAUUCAGCAGGAUCAUCAGGUCGCUAAGGCAGUCGCAGGCCAUGAUGUGAAGACGUGGAACGACCCUGCAUCGAGUACAUCCAUUCUUAAGGACGCAUUGUCAUGGCAUGACAACAGCCAUACAGGAAAGAAGACUACGUCAUGGAAUGCUCGAGGAGCUGCCAUCCCUCCAACUCGCUUGCCAGACGUUAAUGCGGCCGAAAGGGUUGGGAUCGCGCGGGAUGCCCGACGUCGCUACGAGGAGCUCUUCCGAUUCGUCUGCAAGGGCGAGUACCUCGAAGGCGCCAAGGUUCACGCGAUCUAUGUGCGAAGUCGACUGGACUCGCCUACUCUUGCACAGAUCUGGGAUUUGGUGGAUAUUGAUAAUGCUGGACGACUGAACAAAGCGCAAUUCUGCAUGGGGCUGUACCUGAUUGACGAGCGACUCGGCACAGGAUUGAUCCCUCUGGAAGUUUCGGACGAGCUCUGGGUCUCUGUCAUGCAGUAG
Linnemannia hyalina is the source of this 1971-nucleotide messenger RNA. Lineage: Eukaryota; Fungi; Mortierellomycota; Mortierellomycetes; Mortierellales; Mortierellaceae. The record is from the annotation of a GenBank genome assembly.